AUGAAAACGGGAACCAUAAGAAAAGACGGGAAACCCAAAGAUACCCGUCGAGCUAAAACGUUUACCGGUUGCUGGACUUGUAGAGCCCGAAAGAUAAAAUGUGAUUUACGGACACCAGGUUGUGCUAGAUGCGAAAAAUCCGGGUUCCGUUGUGGUGGAUACGAUAUAAAGCUACAGUGGUCGCAGCCAAUACAGUUCAAUGCAUAUGGACAAGUUGUGCAGAAUACAAACACAGCGGGCUCGUCAGCGGGAUCCGAUGAGCCAUCGUCACAACGACGAGAUAUAGCUUUUGUGAGAUACAAAGAGGAGUACGAAUACUACGAAGAUAUGGACGAGGAGUUGUCGAUGCUGCAUUCACCGCCUUUGAAUCGUAUCGCGGAUAAUCAAACGUGGGUUAUCAAGAAGUUCGCGGUUUUCCGAGGAACCGACAAAGUGAAGGUAAAACACGUCCCACGGCGCCAGAGACGUCGUGUUUUUGACCGUUUGGAGUCAAAAAGUGACUCCUCUAAGUCUGCAACUCGAGCUGGAAAUAAACCCUUGGAACUUUUGGGUACAAAAGACGCUUCUGUUAGCAGCACACUCUCUCAUUCAGAUCUUGUAGACAAGUUCGAAGCAGAGCCCACAAUACAAAAAACUUCAAGCGUCGCAAAUCUUUUCAAUUUUGAUUUUUCGUCAGCGAAUUUCAAGGGUCACGAAUGGAUCUCUGAUGAGCUGCGAGACGACGCCUUACUUUCGGCAUAUGCAAUGCAGGGUUUUGCCGGAGAUGGCGCCAAUCAUUUGCAACAUGAAAAUUGCCAGCAGACAUCACUUGCCAAUACUCCGCUUAGAUCAACCCAGGACCUUUUUGACGAUCAGUUCUCUCAAUCGGGAUCUGUGGAAAAAGAAGAUCUGUCGCAAGUCUACAAGAUUUUAUUUCACAGAAACGAAGACCGAUCACGCCCAAAGAAGGUCUCGACGAAUUUGACUGUUGGAAACCACACAAAGCGAAAGUCAACAGUCGUACCUCUCAACAACAUAAUAUUGAUAGAUUCAGCUGGUUCUGAAGGUUGCAUGCCAAGAGAGGUUCUAGAGGUCGUACCAUCGGAGGUCCCCGAUCCUAGUAUUUUCAACCUGCCGAACAACAAUAACCCACUUCUGCGCGUACCGACUACAGGGCUAAAAUCGAACGGCCUUACGAGAUUUCUUCUCAAUUACUACCUUCAGAAUGUGGUAGAUCUUAUGACCGUCGUAGCACUACCAACCAAUCCAUGGCGAACAAUAUACUUUCCGCGCGCGUUGCAAGCCCUCGGUGAUCUUGCAGGCAUAGGAUACACGUCAAACUCUAGGAACUCACUCCUGAAUGCAAUUCUAGCAGUUUCGUGCUUUAAUCUCCAGAGUAAAUUUCCAAAGAACUCCCCACAGAUGAAGUACUUUCUACAUCUAGGCAUUGAGCUCAGAGGGCAGGCUUCGGAGUUUCUCAAGACAUGCUUAAACUCUACCGUGAAGGAAGAAAGAUAUAAGGACAUCGUCACAGCUAUUUUGUCGAUGAACUCGAUAGACGUCGUAUGGGGCACUAUGGCAGACUGCCAGUACCAUCUCAGCUUAUGUGAAGAACUGGUAGAAGAACGAAUGAAAAGUAGACCCAAAAUUUCAGAAAAGGCAAGAUCUUUGCAUCGCAUUUUCUCUUUCUUGAAGCUCAUUCAAGAUAGCACGGCUUUGGAUAAAGUCACUGAGAAAGAGAUAGUGCUGAAAAACACUGCUUCGGAAGACUCGCAAGAAAAUGAAGAGGAGGUUGGAAGUCCGGAUAUAGGUGGCGGGGAGUUCAAAGAAGCGUUGGAUCAGGUAAAUGGUCGCAUUCGCAUCGAAUACGUCCGGCUUUCGAAUUCCAACGCCAGUACGCCUAUUUUCACCGACAUUGCGAGUCAGAACUAUUACUAUCCGCAUGGAACCACGAAAAACAACUCUAUAUUGAGCACUGAUGCGCUUUAUGGUCUCCCGAACUCGAUAAUACUAUUAUUCUCGGACUGUGUGAGGCUUGCGCGUCACCUCGAGUACUUUCGGACGCAUUCUCAAGAAAUACCCAAGAGUUUUGACGCCUUGUGCACCAGUUUCGAGGCCAAACUAUUCAAUUGGACGUCCGAAUGGGAUUUUCACAAGCCAGACACCGAUGAAUUUUUGAACGACACCGUCGAGGGCGUUUACCACCACACCAUGAGUUUUUACCAGAGUUUGAUCAUAUACUAUCGCACCCGAGUGAAAAACUGCCCGAACAGCGAGGUUCAAAUCAAUGUGGUCCAAGUGCUGAGCCACUUGGACAAGCUCGCAGGUCUAAUCGAGACUAAAGGUAUAAGUAUCGUGCCUCUCAUAUGGCAAGGCUUUAUGGCUGGCUGUGCCGCAGUAGACACGGAAUUGCAAUUACGGUUCAAGGAAUGGGCUGCAAAACUUGCAGACUCAGGAAUGGGUGCUUACUGGGGAGCAAGACAGAUAAUGUUCGAGGUUUGGAGACGACGUGUGAACGGCGAGACGUCUGAUAAUUGGUUCGAUGUCUACAAAGAUUGGGAGAUGAACUUGAUGCUCUCGUAG
Messenger RNA from Lachancea sp. 'fantastica', 2562 nucleotides. Lineage: Eukaryota; Fungi; Ascomycota; Saccharomycetes; Saccharomycetales; Saccharomycetaceae. The record is from the annotation of a GenBank genome assembly.